GAGCAGGGUCCAGCGGUGGGCCAGAGUAGGCUGGGGGGCAGGGGUAGCCCAAGGCCGGAGCGGUUCAACAGACCUUUAAGUUUUUAGGAAUUUACUCCAGGGUAGGUUCGAAUUCCUAAUUACACUUUCAGCAAACCAGUUAGAGGGUGACUCAGUGACCCGCCCGCUUUGGCAGUGGUAGUGACAGGGGUGGGUGCGGUCAGGGCCGCGGCGGAGCACCGGCGGGAACCCCUGACGGUGGGGACCCAGGCGGAGAGGCUGCGCGGCCCCUGCACUGAGCGUGCGGCGGGCGCCGGGCGGGACGCGCGGACGCCAUCGCGUCGCUACGGGCUGGCGGUGGCGGCGGCCUGAUCUGGAUCGCCGCGGCGUCCUAGCCGCCCUCCGCUUGCCCACGGUCGCCCGGACUCUCGCCCAGUCCCCCGCCUGGUCCCCUGCGGCGGCGCGCGCGGCCGGGUUGGGCGGGGCGGUUCCGGGAUGAGGAGGCGGCGGCGCGCCGAGACGAUGCUCCGCAGCUGAAGAGACGCCGGCACACGGCACGGCGGCCAGCGCAGCGCCGACCCGCGGGAUGUCUCAGCCGGCCGGCCCCGCCGGCGGCGGGGAGCCGCGGGCCGAGGCGGCGGGCGGCGAGGGGCCGCCGGACCCCGGGGAGGCCGCGGGCGCGGCUGGAGGUCCGCAGGACUCGCUGAGCCUGGAGGAAAUCCUGCGGCUCUACAACCAGCCCAUCAACGAGGAGCAGGCGUGGGCCGUGUGCUACCAGUGCUGCGGCUCCCUGCGCGCCUCGGACGCCGGCCAUAGCCAGCCCCGGCGCCGCGUGCGCUCCGCCGCGCAGAUCCGCGUCUGGAGGGACGGCGCCGUCACCCUGGUGCCCGCCGCCGGCGACGCGGGACAGCUGCCUACCGCUGCGGGUAAAUUGGGAUAUUCACAUUGUACAGAAACAGAGGUUAUUGAAUCUUUGGGAAUUAUUAUUUAUAAAGCACUGGACUAUGGUUUGAAGGAAAAUGAAGAAAGGGAAUUAAGCCCUCCCCUGGAGCAACUUAUUGAUCACAUGGCCAACACAGUAGAAGCUGAUGGUAGCAAUGAUGAGGGCUAUGAGGCUGCAGAUGAAGGCCUGGAAGAUGAAGAAGAUGAAAAGAGAAAAGUCUCAGCUAUCCGGUCAUAUAGAGAUGUCAUGAAGUUAUGUGCUGCUCAUCUCUCAACUGAAUCAGAGGCACCAAAUCAUUAUCAGGCAGUAUGUCGUGCACUGUUUGCAGAAACAAUGGAGCUGCAUACUUUUCUGACUAAAAUUAAGAGUGCAAAGGAGAAUCUUAAGAAGAUUCAAGAAAUGGAAAAGAGCGAUGAAUCUAACACAGACCUGGAGGAGCUGAAAAACGCUGACUGGGCUCGAUUCUGGGUACAGGUGAUGAGGGAUUUGCGGAACGGAGUAAAACUUAAGAAGGUCCAAGAGCGGCAGUACAACCCUUUGCCCAUUGAAUAUCAGCUCACCCCCUAUGAGAUGCUAAUGGAUGACAUUAGAUCCAAAAGAUACACUUUGCGAAAAGUGAUGGUAAAUGGUGACAUUCCUCCUAGGUUAAAAAAAAGUGCUCAUGAAAUCAUCCUCGACUUCAUCAGAUCAAGACCUCCUUUAAAUCCAGCUUCAGCCAGAAAGCUGAAACCCACUCCACCACGGCCACGGAGCCUCCAUGAACGAAUAUUAGAAGAAAUCAAAGCAGAAAGAAAGCUGCGGCCCAUCUCACCAGAAGAAAUUAGACGUAGUAGAUUAGAUGGAAGUACCCCUGAUUCUCCAAAGAACUUGGUGGAAUCAUCGAUGGUGAAUGGAGGUUUAACAUCACAAACAGAAAAUGGGUUAAAUGAUGUGCAGCAGGUACCUGUGCAGCGGAAGAAACUCCUGAAAGCUCCAACUCUGGCUGAACUGGACAGCUCUGACUCUGAGGAAGAGACUCUGCACAAGUCAGCCAGCAGCAGCAGUGUGUCCCCCUCCUUCCUUGAAGAUCCCUUACUGGAGGCUGUGUCUGCAAGGAAGACGCCUCCAAAAUUCUUGCCUAUAUCAUCAACACCCCAGCCAGAGAGACGGCAGCCACCCCAGAGACGACAUUCCAUUGAAAAAGAAACGCCUACUAAUGUGAGACAGUUUCUGCCACCAUCCAAGCAGAGCUCCCGAUCUCUUGUUCCUAGGAUAACCAGUGUAUGGCCAAGGACGCCUUUCCGACCACUUUUUUCUACCAUACAAACAGCUUCUCUGCUCAGCUCUCAUCCUUUUGAAGCAGCCAUGUUUGGGGUAGCAGGGGCUAUGUAUUAUCUAUGUGAGAGAGCUUUUACCAGCAGGUGGAAAUCCUCAAAGGAGGAAUUCUGCUAUCCAGUGGAAUGCCUAGCUCUGACUGUGGAGGAAGUGAUGCAUAUUCGUCAGGUCCUGGUGAAGGCAGAGCUGGAAAAAUACCAACAAUAUAAAGAUGUCUACACUGCCCUGAAAAAAGGAAAGCUUUGCUUUUGUUGCCGAACCAGGAGAUUUUCCUUCUUCACCUGGUCUUACACCUGUCAAUUCUGUAAGAGGCCAGUGUGCUCACAGUGUUGCAAAAAGAUGCGGCUGCCCUCCAAGCCAUACUCUACUCUUCCUAUCUUUUCAUUGGGACCUUCUGCUUCUCAAAGAGGGGAAAGUUGUAUGAGGCCAGAAAAACCCUCCACUAGCCACCAUCGGCCACUUCGGAGCAUUGCCAGGUUCUCCUCAAAAUCAAAGUCUGUGGACAAAUCAGAUGAAGAACUGCAAUUUCCCAAAGAGUUAAUGGAGGACUGGAGUACUAUGGAGGUGUGUGUAGACUGCAAAAAGUUUAUUUUGGAAAUCAUCAGUUCAAGCCGGCGUAGCCUGGUGUUGGCCAACAAAAGAGCCCGGUUAAAAAGAAAAACACAGUCUUUCUAUAUGUCCUCACCAGGCCCCUCGGAAUACUGCCCUUCAGAGAGGACUAUCAAUGAAAUCUGAGCCUUGUGCCUUUCAGUUACUUUUGUGUUCAGAGUCUGCAUUAGCUCUCAGGAGAACACUGAGCUGGACUGUCUCCUUGCCAUGGUUGUAGUUCAUAGGCUUGAUUUGCAUUAGAUCAGGGUUUUGCUGCAUCACAUUGUUCCACGGACUGAAUGCUGUGUUCAUAUCAAUUGAUGAUAUGUGACAGGUCAACCAAUUGCUCAUUUGCACCGAGAGGACAAUAGUUGGAAACUUGCUUGUGUGUGUGGAUUUGGAGGCCAGAAAUGUUUUCCUUAAUUCAGUUCCUUACUGUUCCUCAAAUAAUUUUCUGACUAAGGCAAAAGGCUUCUCACAUGAGAAACCAGUCUAACAAAGGUGUCAAUGUUAGCACAGUUCUAAGCAGUAAGUCAUAUUGGCACUUCCAGCUGACAGUGUUCCCACUAAUGUACAUAGUGACCCAGAGCCCUGCCGCACACCAGGUACCUGAGGCGGGGCCAGGCCACUUCUGGUCCCAAGCACAAAACCUGGAAGGAUUUGCUCAUACUGUCAAACUGAUUUUAAAUUAUUGUUGCUCUAAGAUAAAGACUACAGGCGGGACUUUAUGCCUGCAUUUUAGUGCAAAACAUCUGAAUAAGCUGUACACCCAAGUGGGUGACCAUUUCCUGUGAGCUGCUGUGUUUGCCCUGGUGCAAUGGAUCAGUGUCUCCUGAGCCCAUGACAGGUUUUCAUUCCCUAUCUUGCAUGUAUUAUGGUUACUUGUAAUUUUAUAAUAGAGGUCUAAGAAUUAAAGUUUUGUGGGAGUUUCUGGACAAAGGAAGGCUAGACAUUUGUCAAGAGGUUGAAUGUAUUUCAGUUAACUAUGAAAAAAGUUGUGACAGCAAAGUGCCAGCUAUUGGCCUCACUGUGGAGAAUGAGCUGGAGCUCAUAUAUUUUCAACUACGUUUUUCAUAACUUUCUAGUCUAGCCAUCAUAACUAAAUCAAGCCACAAUUUGGUACCUAAGGUCUCAAACUGAAAUUUAUUUAUUUUUAUAAUGAAUUUUAAAAGAAAAAACCUUGUCUAGUUCUUUUAAGAUUAUAAGAUAAAUAAUCUGCUAAUAGGCUUUUUGGAUGCUUUUUGCACAACUUUUUCCUUGUAAACAACUUGAAUGAGUAGGAUGGGUUUUCAGAAGGUAGGUUGGAGAGUAGCAUUGUAUAACCUGAAAUUUCUCAGCUGGUUUGGCCUACAUCAUGGCCUGUACUUUAUUAUUUUGGUAUGCUUACAAAUGACCAACCAGUGAAAUUGCCAUUAAUGUUUGGAAAAUCAGCUAAUACACAUGCACAAUAAUUUCCUAAAAGCUAUAGGAUAUAUCUAUAGUCAAUAAACACUACAACAACACCAUUUAAUAAAAGGCACGGCAGUCACAUUUCAUACCAUAUCAAAAGAUAGUAACAUUUCUAUACUAAAUUAACGGUAAUACCUCAGAACUGCUCUGGUAGUAGUUUUUAAUGGAUUGAAAUUUACAGUUUAGUAAAUGGCUUAAAAUUACUUCUACUUACAAAAUAAACUUUACCAAUUGACCAAAAUAAUGCAUGUUAACAGCUGUCUGUAUCUGCAUGUAAUAGUGGGCCACCAGAGAACCCUUGUUGAUUAUGCAAAUGUUUAAAUUAUUUUAAAGACUCUUGUUUAAGAGCUUUAAACAUUAUAUUGGGUGAAUGUCAUUUAUAAAAAUUUUCCAAGAGACUGUUUGAACUCUGUACCCCAGAUGGUUUGGUAGGAGCCACACCCUUUGAAGGCCCAGACUUGAGCCUCUAAAUGACUACCAGAAAGGGUGCAAGGAAGAGGGAAUGGUAUUUGUAUAUGUGCAUUGAUAUGACCUAGGAUAGCGUGCUUUUAAAAAUAAUGACUAUUUCACUGUUGUUUUUAAACAUAAGAAACUAACCCCCCAACAUGAGAAUUUCAUCCAUAUUCACAAGGCAAAGAGCUAGCACAUCUCAAUCUUGGACUUCACUUCUUCGUGUAGUCUGAUUUGGGCAUUAUGAUCACCUCUUAGCAGAGCAUUAAAUGUAAAUUCUUCGACAGCAUUAACGAGGUUUGCCAAGUACAUUGAAGGGGUCAUGUGGAUGGCAUGAGACAGUUUGCAGAAAGUAAUGUACCAGAAGGGCACAUGACACAGCUAAAAUGAUAGAAAUCAAAUUAGUAUCACUUUUUGUUGCCAAAACAAUUUCUUGCAUUUAACCCUUUAUUAUCCAUGACAUUACCCAACACCUCAAUUAAAUUAGGUAAUUUCCAGAGGGUAGUUCACUAGUAGCUUAUGGAGUGUGAUCUUACAAUCCUCAGUCUAGUCUGACCUUAGGCUUAUCUUCCUCGUCUUACUACUAAAAGAACAUACUUUCACAGUGUUGCUUUCUGUCCCAGUUUCCAGCUAUUUGGCGUUUACAUCUGAUCCAACAACAAAAAUAUUGUUGGCUAGCUGGUCUCAGUUGGAGCCUGAUGUGUCUUAGAUCUCCUGUGCACACCUGAGCAGUCCUACCUACGCGAAUCCCCUCCCAGCUAACUCCCUCCAGGCUCAAGCACCCACCCUUUCUUUUGGUUCCAGACCACAUGAACUCACCCUGUUGGGAGAUCUUUAUUUCCUUCCCCAUGGCUUAACUUUUUAUCAAUGUCAGAGUAGAUAAGAAUGCUUGUAAAUACUGUAAUAUAUUUAUUAAUAUUUGAAAGCAUUCAUUCAGUGGACAGUGGAAAUUAACUCUCCCAAGGCAAGUAAAAAUUAAAUAAUUGAUAUGUACAUUGACUUAACAGUCUUACUAGAGUUCCAGUCUUAAGUCUUUCAAAUUAAACCAGAAGAUUGUUAUGUAGGAGUUUUUAAAAUGACCUUACAUUUGAAUAGACUAUGUAAUUAGCACCAUGAACUCAUACCAUGAAUUUUUUAAGGCUUUUAUUUUUCUAACUGUAUUAAUAAAUAUAGGACUGGAUUUUAGGUGUCACAUAGGAGAUAUGAAAGUUUUAAAUUAUGUUACUAUUUGCUAAAGCAAAAUAGCAGAAAAUUUUGUACACGUAAAACUGAGAAAUGUAUAUGCUGACUGGACUUUGACCUAGUUUCCUGCGUGUAUAAAAGUCAAGGUGUUGCUGGCAUUCAGGGUGAUAUGACAGUACUACACGUUUUCCAUCAAAAUCUUUUAUUUUAAAAUUUAUGUAGGGAAAAAUAAAUGGCAUUCCAUCAUAA
Molecule: messenger RNA, 6154 nt
Organism: Rhinolophus ferrumequinum (greater horseshoe bat)
Lineage: Eukaryota; Metazoa; Chordata; Mammalia; Chiroptera; Rhinolophidae
Gene: SPIRE1
Product: spire type actin nucleation factor 1
Exons: 17
Coding region: 566-2971 (801 amino acids)
Biological process (GO): actin filament polymerization; establishment of meiotic spindle localization; intracellular transport
Cellular component (GO): cytoplasmic vesicle membrane; cell cortex
Molecular function (GO): actin binding
Source: RefSeq, a predicted model, not a curated record